ACAAGAGCGAAAUCAACAACGUUUCUUUUCGACUGCCUGUUUUAGUCCAAAAUAAUCAGUUGAACGUGCAAGUUGUGGAUUAAGUUAUCGCGCACAAAUAAUAAAGCUAAAGAAAGGUACUAUUAUAUGUACUAAAUGUUCCGCUAUAUCAAAAUAUAUGAACCAUAAACAUUCUUACUUAAUGACAGUUACGUUAAAAAAUAAAUAUAUCAACAUGUUACCUCUUUAAGGAAUGACAACUGUUUUUCCACUAAUUUCGGCAGUAACAAAAUUUUUAGUAAAAGAAACAAACUGAAAGUUUAAUAAUAAGCAAAAUUUUGAAUGAAGCACAAAUAUUGAACUGAAGAAACCGAAAUAACUAUUACAGUAAACAUGAGUUUGUUUGCAAGAAGAUGUUCUAAUCGCAAGAAACUAUUGUUUAAAACAACUAAAAUUAUAUAUUACCAGAGAUAUUAUUAAGUAAUUUAGAAUAUUAACAUAAAACAAUCAUUAGUAGCUGUAAACUUGCAUUAAAAUUUAAGACUAUCUUUAAGGUAUAAAGAUAAAUUUCAUAAUCUAAAGUAAAACGAAUGAAAAACAAAAAUAAAAAAUUAACUAAGCCAACACGAAAAAAACACAAGACAUGAACAGAUAAAAUAACACAUCAAAUCACGCACAGAAUACGAGUAUUGAACAGCAGAAAACAAUCCUCACACACGAAACAAUAAAUUUUAAAACAAGAAAAAAACAAACAGGAAACCAAAAUAAACUGAGCAAACAGACAAAAUGGCACUGGGAAAAUCCAUUAAAAUGUACCUGACAAUUUUUGUAGCAACCACAUGCAUAUACAUGGUACUGUAUCAGUAUCACAUAUCACGACAACCCAUAACAUCACCCGAACUCUUAAAGAGCAAAGAUUCAAGUAAUUUAGUUGGAACUGAGAUAACAGCUGAAGAAACUGGAAACGUUAAACUUUUAAAAACAACAUCCUUUUUAAACAGAUAUAAUCUAUUCUUAUGGUCGCCAGUAUCAUUACUGACAAGUCAACAACGAAAGAUCUCUACAUCAUCAUUAUCUCAGGCACCGGGCGUAUCGGUGCCUGAAGUAUCAUUAACAUCUCAAGUAACAGACACAUCGAUAUCAUCAUUAGUAUCAUCUACAACAAUAAAAUUAUCGUUAACAUCAACAUCAACAUCAUCAUCAUCAUCAUCAUCAUUAUCGAAUACAAGCAUUUCAUCAACAACAUCAUCUACGGAUGAGAAACCUUCCAUUUUGAAUGUAGUAACACUUCAAAAUUUAGACAAUACGAAUAAUACUUUUGCAAAUAAUAAAAAUAGUAACAAUUAUAAUAUGUAUGUGAAUUUCGAAUCCAACAAGAACUUAAGAGCAAAAUUAAAAUUACAUUCAGAUACAAAUAACACUAAAAGUGCUACAAUAGCAACAUCAACUACUAAAAACGCUACGAUAACAUCAGGUAAAACCAUUGGAAAAUCAGCCAUUCAAUCCGCAGCCUCAACAACACGUACAAGAUUAACUACAGAAAUACGAACAAAAUCCACAAAAAUUACAAACUCCUUUGUACCGGAAGUAGUGCCCCCUCCUCCUUUAUACAUUAUUACGCCUACAUACCGCCGUCCGGAACAAUUAGCUGAGUUAACACGUCUCGGCUACACACUAAAGCAUAUUACCAACUUACUAUGGUUAGUAAUCGAAGACGCCAAUCAAACAUCACCAUUAGUACAACACACACUAAAUCGUAUUGGAGUCCCUUAUAUAUACCUGAUAGCUCCAAUGCCAGAAAAAUAUAAAAAGAAUAAAAAGGCAUUACCUCGGGGUGUGUCCAACCGUAAUCGUGGUCUGGAGUGGUUACGACAAAAUGCAACAGAGGGAGUUUUUUACUUCGCUGAUGAUGAUAACACCUAUGACAUAUCAAUAUUUGAAGAAAUGCGUUAUACAAAAAAGGUUUCCAUGUGGCCAGUAGGACUGGUAACAAAAUUCGGUGUGAGCAGCCCAAUUAUACGAAACGGUACAAUCUCUGGAUAUUAUGAUGGCUGGAUCGGUGGACGUAAAUAUCCCGUUGAUAUGGCUGGCUUCGCUGUUAGUGUGAAAUUUCUACAUGAACGUCCAACAGCGCAAAUGCCUUUUAAGCCGGGUUAUGAAGAAGAUGGUUUUCUCAAGAGUUUAUCACCAUUAAAUGUAACAGAAAUUGAAUUACUGGCAUCAAAUUGUACAGAGAUUUUAACAUGGCACACACAAACUAAAAAAAAUGAAAAUGCUGCACCUCUCAAUAUGACUAAAUACCGUGAUACAAAUCUAGUUAGCAUUCAUAAGCUAUUAGUGAGAAAAUAAAAAUCAACAAUUCUUAUUAAAGUUGUUGUAAAACAUUUAUAGUUAUUAAAUUAAUCAGAAUUACAUUUGUAUUAAAUAAAUUAAAUUUAAAUAAAAAACUCAAAUUUUGUAUACUCGUAAGUAAGCACCGAAACCAAAAAGCAAAUUUAUGGGGUACCAAAGAACAAGUGAAAAUCGUAUUUAUAUAUAUUAUAUUAUAUGCAUAUAUAUAUACAUAUACAUUUAAGUAGUAUUUAUUCUUAAUAUAUAAAUUAACUAAAACAUACAAAUUUUUAAAUUUAUUAAUUUUUAAGCCAAAUGUUUUCCGUAAUGAGUGAGCACUUAGUGUUUGAUGGCUAUAAAGAAUUGUACAGAUCUAAUAAAACCAUAUAGUAAUUGAAU
This is a messenger RNA of Teleopsis dalmanni, 2709 nucleotides long. RefSeq names its product galactosylgalactosylxylosylprotein 3-beta-glucuronosyltransferase P. Gene Ontology annotation, molecular function: galactosylgalactosylxylosylprotein 3-beta-glucuronosyltransferase activity. The transcript has 10 exons. Gene Ontology annotation, biological process: carbohydrate metabolic process; chondroitin sulfate proteoglycan biosynthetic process. Gene Ontology annotation, cellular component: Golgi membrane. Lineage: Eukaryota; Metazoa; Arthropoda; Insecta; Diptera; Diopsidae. The record is from RefSeq and is a predicted model, not a curated record. The coding region runs from base 766 to 2328 and encodes 520 amino acids.